Messenger RNA from Telopea speciosissima, 6624 nucleotides. Its product is annotated as calcineurin-binding protein 1. The record is from RefSeq and is a predicted model, not a curated record. Gene Ontology annotation, cellular component: nucleus. Lineage: Eukaryota; Viridiplantae; Streptophyta; Magnoliopsida; Proteales; Proteaceae. The coding region runs from base 1 to 6423 and encodes 2140 amino acids. Gene Ontology annotation, molecular function: nucleosome binding; protein binding. Gene Ontology annotation, biological process: chromatin organization. The transcript has 19 exons.
AUGGUGGCUGAUCUGUUUCUGUUCAAUCUGGUGCUGCAACUGAAAGAUUCUCCUUUCUGUGGUUCUUUUGUUGGUGCUGCAACUGGAAUAAUAUUUUCUUGUGGUUCUGUUAUUUGCUGUGCAUCUGGGUGUGGUUGCUGGUCACUGGAUUCUACAACUGAUUAUCUAUCAAGUCUGGUUUUGUUGGCUAUGUCUGUUCGUUGUUCCAAGCCCUUUUCGGAAGUUGAUGUUGGGGUUUGCCUGUUUCAGUUCUCCAUUGCAGCCAUCAAUGACACGGAUUCCAAAAAUCAAUGGGAGCCUUUGGCUCCCACCAAGGAAGCUCAGGAAUUUCAUCUUUCUAAAACAUACCAUGAAGGACUUCUCAAGUUGCAAGCCAAAGAAUAUGCACAAGCUCGUGAACUUUUAGAAUCUGUCCUGAAAGAUCCCCUGAUUUCAAGUGCUCAGGCAGAUAGCAGUGCUAGUGAUGGCCAUCUAUUGCAGCUCAGGUUUCUGACACUGAAGAAUCUUGCCAAUGUCUUUGUUCAACAAGGUCCUAUGCAUUAUGAGAAUGCUCUACAUUGCUAUCUUCAAGCUGUAGAGAUUGAUACCAAAGAUUCGGUUGUAUGGAACCAACUAGGAACAUUGUCAUGCUCAAUGGGAGUAUUGAAUAUCUCACGUUGGGCAUUUGAGCAAGGGCUUUCUUGCAGCCCUAAUAAUUGGAAUUGCAUGGAGAAGCUCUUGGAAGUACUAAUUGCCAUUGGCGAUGAGGUUGCUUGUCUUUCUGUCUCAGAGUUGAUUCUGAGGCACUGGCCAUCACAUUCUCGUGCUUUGCAUGUAAGAACUACUAUUGAGGAGUCAGAGUCGGUUCCAUUUGCACCAAGAGGUAUAGAUAAACUGGAACCAAAGCAUAUCCGGUUAAAGUUCCCUGGCAAGAGAAAAGCAACGGAUGAUUUAGUUGAAGGGAUGACAUUGAAAAGGCGUAAUCAGAACAUAGAGCUGCACCUCACAGAAGCAUCUUGGGGAUCUCUUGCAGAUGCAAUCCUGGAAAUGUUUCUUCCAAUGGGUGGGAGUGGUUCUGAGCAGGGAGUUGGACCCAAUCAAGAUGAUAUAGUGGAUAAUAAGCUUGGCUGUACACAUACUAGGGUCACUGUAGCCAACGCAGAUUCAAAUGUAAGCAAUAUAAGACUUCCUCAAAAAUCAGAUAGCAGCUACUAUGGGGAAAAGUUUGACAGAUGUGGAGAUAUCAGAUUGAUUAUAAACUUGCCUUCUGUAUCAGGAACAGUAAUAGGAUCAUCAAAUGGGAAAGGACCAACUGGUGUCCAAUCUGGUGAAAAUGGAUCCCUUAGUGAUUAUAAUUGUGAAAAAGCAACCAAAGAAAAGGAAGCCAGUAUCUAUGAAGAACAUCAUCAAGAAAGGCGAAGUACUCGUCUUGAAAGACUAAGAAGUCGCAAACCAGGGAAAGAAGAGUUGGACUUUGCUACCAGUAAGGAUCUGGCUAAAGAAGUUAUUCAGUUUCUAGAACCUUUUAUUAUUGGUAGGGCGGUGACAAAAGAUUCUGACCAUUCUUCAAGCUGUUAUGUUCCUUGUCCUGAUAUUGUUGUGAAUACCUUAGAUAGUGAAUCCAGUGAUGUUGCAAGAUUUGUAAUGGAGACUUCAAACAAUUAUGGUGCUUUCCACAUGGUUCACUUGCUUUUAGAAGAGGUGGCACAUAGAUGUCUUCCAUAUCAGGAAGCCUUCAUCAAAUUUCUGGAGUUGGAGAAGUUGACAAGGCACUGGGGGAAGGAUAGGAGUCCUGAAUGUAGCCUUUUCCUUGCUGAGCUGUACUAUGACCUUGGAUCAUGUACCACAAAUGAGUUCAACCUGCCAGAUUUUGUGAUCGAGGCAUCCUAUCAUCUUUGUAAAGUCAUUGAGUUGGUAGCUUUGGAUUAUCCCACUCACCUGAGUGAUUUACAUGUACUUAACUCUGACAAAGAUUCAAGAAUAACCACCAGCAUGGAUGAUCUCAAGAAAAGUGCCAAAAAGUUUGAAUGUAUGCCUGAGAAACAAUCUUCAACUAACAAUUGUCAAGAUAUUGGCAUAUUCUCAGCAGAUGAAGCUACACAUUUGGACAGUACAAUCUUAACAAAAAAAAGUUCCUUUUGGGUCCGGUUUUUCUGGUUGAGUGGCCACCUGUCAAUUUUUUCUGGUGAAAAGGCAAAAGCUCUUGAAGAAUUUUGUAUUGCCUCCUCACUAUUGAGAAAUAGGGAAACUAUAAAUAAUAUGGGUGUUGUUCCUCUGCCACAUUGCAAGCUUAUUAGAGCAUUAACAGUAGAAAGAAUUCAGCAUGAAAUCAAUUUGUUCGAAGUUGAUGUCUUACUUACAAAGACUAUUGAUGAGAUGAUUGAGAAAAAAAUGUAUUUGGAGUGUGCAAACUUGCUUUCUCCCCUUCUCCUCUCCUCUAAAGAUGUUUACCUUGACUUGUUACCUGGUGCUUAUAAAGAAGGCGAAGGGGUUACACCAGUUGAGCUACGGGCAUUAGAUGCUUUAAUCUCAGUAUGUGAAAAGACAAAACCAAUGGACGUUGAAGUAUAUUUAAACUGUCACCGGAGGAAGCUACAGAUACUCACAGUUGCGGCGGGUAUGGCAGAAUUUUCUGCUUCAGACAAGUCCUUCCACAAGAAAUCAAUGUCAAAAACACUUUCUGCUUCUGAACUGGAAUCACUGGAUAGCAUGGGCAAGCACUGGAGUAACUUGAUUGCAGAGGAGGUUAAGGCUAUUUCUCGAAGUGCUUCAUUAGUGAAGACUUUAAUUGAUCACACUGCCACUUCUGACAGUUUUCAGGAUCUUGUGAGCUGUAUUGGCGAUAUUCAAUCUCUGCUCCUGACAGUUAUGUGUAAUAUUGUGGGCAUAUUUCUAAGUAAGAAGUCUUCUGGGUCUGGAACCGCAGAACAAACAGAACUAAAGGAAAGCCGUUGCUUUGUAGAUGCAGCCAUUGCAUUCUUCAAACUUCAACAUCUCAACCAAACUGUACCUGUUAAAAGUCAAGUUGAAUUAAUUGUGGCAAUACAUGACUUACUUGCUGAAUAUGGGCUUUGUUGUGCUGGCAAAGAUAGUGAAGGGGAGGAAGGAACAUUUCUUAAGCUUGCAAUAAAACACCUUUUGGCCUUACAUAUGAAGUUGAAAUCUAGUUCUCAUUUGUCAAAUGGAGUAUUGGAAGCAACUCAAUUUGAUGAACAACUUUCCCAUAGUAGCCGUGUGAAAAAAUCUGAAAGUGAAUUGAAGUUGAAUAUUUCUCCAGAUCUGGAAACUGGUCUCUCUGAAAAAGAUAAGGUCAGUGCUGUGGAGAAGGAUUUUCUAGAAGAAGUGACUCCUCACAACUCUACAUAUAAAUAUCUAGACAAGGACAAUGAAGGAAUAGAAUGUGGAAAGCAUGACAUUGAUGGAAAGUCCCAUCAUCUUAGCAAGGAAAAAGUAAGAGAUCAACUUUCUGAAUGCACGAGUCAUCUUGUGGAUGCUGAGAGGAAGAAGGUUGAGUUGGGUAUUGAUGAUGCAUUGGAGCAGAGCUUUUUCUGCUUAUAUGGUUUACAUCUUAGGUCUCCAGAUUCAUCCAGUGAAGAUGAUCUAGCAAUACACAAAAAUACUAGUCGUGGAGACUAUCAGACCAAGGAGCAGUGUGCUGAUGUUUUUCAGUAUAUACUACCUUAUGCGAAGGCUUCAUCUAGAGCUGGCUUGGUGAAACUUCGAAGAGUACUAAGGGCUAUACGUAAACAUUUUCCACAACCACCAGACGAUGUGUUGACUGAGAAUUCGAUAGAUAAUUUCUUAGAUAAUCCUGAUUUAUGUGAAGAUAAGCUCUCUGAAGAGAUCGGAUCUGAUGGUUUUCUGGAAUACAUAAUGAAUAUAAUAUUUCCUAAUGGGAGAAGCGUCAAACAGUGUAAACCAUUUCUGGCAGGAAGUUCUGAGCCCCAUGUAGAGGUCUACAGUAACUUGUUUUAUCUUCUAGCCCAGGCUGAGGAAAUGAGUGCAACUGAUAAAUGGCCUGGUUUUGUGCUAACCAAGGAAGGGGAAGAAUUUGUGGAGCAAAAUGCAAACCUCUUCAAAUAUGAUUUAUUGUACAAUCCAUCACGCUUUGAUAGCUGGCAGCGACUUGCAAAUAUCUAUGAUGAAGAGGUGGACUUGUUGCUGAACGAUGGCAGUAAGCACAUAAACGUUGUUGGAUGGAGAAAAAAUGAUUCUCUUCCUCAAAGAGUUGAGAGCAGCCGGAGGAGAAGUAGGCGGUGUUUAUUAAUGAGUUUGGCUCUAGCAAAGACACCAGUUCAGCAGAGUGAGAUACAUGAAUUAUUGGCACUGGUUUACUAUGAUGGCAUUCAGAAUGUUGUACCAUUUUAUGAUCAACGAUCCGUAGUACCCACAAAAGACGCAGUAUGGAUGAUGUUUUGUCAAAAUGCAAUGAAACAUUUUGAGAAGGCUUUUGCUCACAAGCCAGAAUGGUCACAUGCAUUCUAUUUAGGCAAACUCUCUGAAAAGCUAGGCUUUUCACAUGGGAAAACCUUUUCAUAUUAUGAUAAGGCUAUCGGUUUGAAUCCAUCAGCAGUAGAUCCUGUCUACAGGAUGCAUGCUUCACGAUUGAAGUUACUUUCUUCAUGUGCAAAACAGAAUCUAGAUGCUCUCCAGGUUGUUACGUUAUAUUGUUUUAGUCCAUCAACAAGGGAGACGGUCAUGAAGAAUGUCGGUCGGACAACUCCCGAUAUUCCAGAGUUGCCUGUGGAUGCUAAGGAUGGGAGUAUUCUGGUCAUUUCCGAGAGAAAUCAUGUUGAGUCUCAUCAUUUAGAAGAGGCUUGGCACUUGCUCUAUAAUGAUUGCCUUUCUGCACUUGAGAUCUGUGUGGAAGGAGAUCUCAAACAUUUCCAUAAGGCAAGAUACAUGCUUGCUCAAGGACUGUACAGAAGGGGUGAGAAAGGUGAUCUGGAGAGGGCAAAGGAUGAACUUUCAUUUUGCUUCAAGUCAUCUAGGUCUUCCUUCACAAUUAAUAUGUGGGAGAUUGAUGGUAUGGUAAAAAAGGGAAGGCGCAAAACACCAGGUCUUUCUGGAAAUAGAAAGGCACUGGAAGUUAACUUACCAGAAAGCUCUCGAAAAUAUAUUACAUGCAUUCGGAAGUACAUCUUGUUGUAUUUGAAACUCUUAGAGGAGACUGGCGACUUGUUUACACUUGAGCGAGCUUAUGUCUCUCUUCGAGCAGAUAAGAGGUUUUCCCUGUGCCUCGAAGAUCUUGUUCCAGUUGCUCUUGGUAGGUACACCCAGGCUUUGAUUGCAUCCAUCCAUCAAGCUGAGAGCCAAGCCUCUGCUGCUGUCAACAACACUUUUGAGCAAAUGCUAGAGAGGAUGUUCAACUUAUUCAUUGACCAAGGUAACUUAUGGACAGAUAUAAACAGUUUACCUGAGAUCAAAAGCCCAGAGUUAUUUGAAAGCAGCUUCUAUGGCUACCUCCACCAAUAUAUCGACUUAUUGGAAAGAGAUGUUAGGUUGGUUGUACUUGAAGGAAUAAAUGAGAAGUUGCGGAAACGUUUUAAAAAUCCUAAAUUGUCAAAUGGUAACUGUGCUAAAGUAUGCAGGCAUGCUUCUGUGGCUUUGUUUCGAUCCAUUGUUAUUAGCUUGGCCUUGAUCACACCAUUACAUGGUGAAGCCGCCAGUGGGGCUCAGGUUCCUAAUAUGCUGGGUGCUUGUUUAGAAAAUAGCCUGCACCUUUGUGUUGAUCUGCAAGCAAAUGAACUGUGGAACUCCUCAUUUGAGGAUGCAACCCAUUUGAAGGAUCUUGAAACAAAAUGGAGCCAGGUGUUGUCUAAUAUUAAGAACAUUAUUAUUAAGCAAGCAUCAGAGGAAAAUGUGGAGACUGCUGUCACUUUAUUGAGAUCAUCCUACAAUUUUUAUCGGGAGAGCUCUUGUGUAACCCUCCCAUUGGGUAUCAAACUAUGUACAGUGCCAUAUCAGUUAGCUGCGGAAGCAACAUUUCAACCGGGUGUUGAUGGGGUUGAUGUUAUUGAUCUAAGCAUCCCACGGAAGCUUCUUUUGUGGGCAUACAUGCUGGUACAUGGCCGUUACUCAAACAUUUCGGCUGUAGUAAAAUAUUGUGAAGAAAUUGCAAAGUCAAAGAUGAAAAGAGGAACUGGAACAUCAAGCGCCACCUCACAUUCAAAUAUACCUACUUCUACUACUAAUGCAGGUGGUGGGAAGGAAAGAGUUGGGCAUGAUGAAUGUAGUGAAGUUGAGGACACUCCAUCAACUACAGUGGCAUCUGCUUCUUUGCCUGAAGGUGAGGGGGUUGAACGUUGCUCAAAUAUGCCUGGUUCUUAUGCUCAGACCCAGAAAAGUUCAUCUACUACUCAGCAACUUCUUCCAUGUUGCAACUCUAAUAAAGAAACGACAGGUCCAGUUGCGAAUGAGAUUGUUGACAGUGGCCAACAAUGAUAAAAAAAGGUUGAUUUCAGUUGCUGUUUUACUAAUUCUCCCAUUUUGCUACCUCCCUUUAGUGUUCGUAGGUGGUUGGUGUUGAAAAGUUAGCCUAAAAUUUAUCAUGUGAUGUAUAGAUAUAUAACGCAUACGUGUAACAAUAUUGUAAUGUCUGUAAACUCGAGUUGAUUUUGUAUAGAAAGCGAUGGUGCCAUUUAC